AUGCCGUCGUCUGACAGUGAAAGUCACGAGCGAACUCACAGGUCACCUCGCAGGCGCUCUCCUGGCAAUGGGCGCGAACUGAGGCGUCACGAACUCAGCAGAGAACGAUACAGAGACAAUGAAGAUGCCGGCCGGCGAAGGUCUCCUCGUGGCCACAGAGAUGGGAACCGUGACGGUCGAGAAUAUCACCAUAAAAGGCGGAGAGAGCGAUCUUAUAGCUUAGAUGCGGACAAAAGAAGGCGAAGAAGCCGAGAUAGGGAGGACGAAUCACGCCGCAGACGACACCGAGAUCGGGCACAACGUGAGGACAAUGAUCAAGCUUCCACACGCUAUUCCCGUCCGAGAUCACGCUCAAGAAAUCGUGGAGAACACCGUAGGUCCCAAGAUACGCGAAGUCGCAGCCUUUCGCCGCAAGCCCCAGUACGAUCUCGUGGCCCACUGCCGUCUCAGAACGAUGCAUUCAAUUCAACAGACGGUGUCAAAAAGGAGCAGCCUGCACCUGAAAAAGAGAAACCAAAUUUCGGAAAUACGGGACGGCUUGCUGCAGAAAGCAAUACUGUCACUGUCAACGGCGGGUCUGUUGUGUUGAAAUACCACGAGCCACCCGAAGCGCGCAAGCCACCCACAAAGGACGACUGGCGACUUUACGUUUUCAGAGGCGAAGACUUACUGGAGAUGGUACAACUGAGCGAGCGUAGCUGCUGGCUCAUUGGACGAGAGAAAUUAGUGGUGGACUUCCCCAUUGAGCAUCCGAGCUGUUCAAAGCAGCACGCAGUCGUUCAAUUUCGCUACGUUGAGAAGAAAAACGAAUAUGGAGACAAGACUGGACACGUUCGGCCAUAUCUGAUUGAUCUUGAAAGUGCGAACGGAUCGAAAGUGAAUGGCAACCUGGUGCCCGGUGGCCGCUAUAUCGAAUUACGGGACAAAGACGUUUUGAAAUUCGGUCAGAGCUCAAGAGACUACGUGCUCAUGCUGUCGUCAGAAUGA
Messenger RNA from Talaromyces proteolyticus, 987 nucleotides. Its product is annotated as SMAD/FHA domain-containing protein. The transcript has a single exon. The record is from RefSeq and is a predicted model, not a curated record. Gene Ontology annotation, molecular function: protein binding; mRNA binding. Gene Ontology annotation, cellular component: nucleus. Gene Ontology annotation, biological process: mRNA splicing, via spliceosome; maintenance of RNA location. Lineage: Eukaryota; Fungi; Ascomycota; Eurotiomycetes; Eurotiales; Trichocomaceae. The coding region runs from base 1 to 987 and encodes 328 amino acids.